AUGAACUCUAAAAUGAUGAAAUUCAUUUAAUAAAUGAUUUUAUUUAGAACUUUAAGAAUAUUUAAUGCAUAUAAAUUUCAUUAUGGAAAAAUUGUCAACUAAGCGGGGAAUUAUUUUCGUAGCUUUUACAAAAUUUAACACAAUUAUCUUCAUUAAAAGGUUUUAAGCUGGAUAUAGAAAAUAACUAAAACAUAAUAAAUUGUGUUUAAUUUUCAUAGUAAAUUGCAAACCUAAAAUAAAUAUAAAAUUUAGAUAUUUCUUCAAUUGAUUUAUCAGCAAUAAACAAUCAGCUGUGUAUUUAGCAAUUUAAGAUAAUUUUAAUAAAUUAAUAAUUUGACAAUUAGGAUUAUGCAAAAAGAAGCAGCUGUCUUAACAGAAGAUUUAUAUUAAAUUAUCAGUGAAAAUAUGAAAAAUCUGGAAUAUUUAAAUUUAACAUUUGAUAACUGCUAUAUCCAUCUUCCAAACUAAGAUUUUUAUUUUUAAUAAAUAAAUAAUCUAAAACAUUUAUCAAUUGAUAUUAAAGGUUAUUCAAGAAGUACUUUUAGGCAUCUAGGUCUUUUGAUAAACUGUGUAAGCUAAUUAAAAAACUUAGAAGAUCUUGAUCUAUUUAUUGUGAGCUCUGAUUACAAUUUACUUUCAUAAGACCUAACAGGAAUAAAAAAUAUUAUUUACCUUAAAAUUUAUUUAGCUUCUUAAAGACAUAUUUAGUGUAUAGUCUCUUUAGGUUAUAGAAAUAUACAGUAAUAUUUGUCUCUUAACUGA
This is a messenger RNA of Tetrahymena thermophila SB210, 762 nucleotides long. RefSeq lists its product as hypothetical. The transcript is spliced from 3 exons. The record is from RefSeq and is a predicted model, not a curated record. NCBI's taxonomy places the organism in Eukaryota, Ciliophora, Oligohymenophorea, Hymenostomatida, Tetrahymenidae.